GGGGGUGUAAGAUUUCCCCUUAUUCCUUUGUGUGAGCUACACUCAUCUUACUGUCCAUGUACAAGAGGGAGAGGGCUUUGUAGAGCACAAAUGGACAAAGAGGAGGAGAGAUGGCGGUGGGAGCCUUGGCUGUGCCCUCCAGUGCACUCCCCAGCAGAGCUGAACUGAAAUAAUCUGCUACUCAGAUGGGCCAGAAGGAUCUUGCUUCCCUCCAGGAGCAAGGAGAUCGGCAGGGAGACAACUGUGUAUUUCUGACUUGCAAUCCCUUCUCCCGACUGUUCCUGAGUGGUGCAGCUAUGCAAUACUCCUUACUACGGGCUAGAAGGUACAGAAGAGCCUUUAGUGUUAACUCGUUCCCAUGCUGCUGCUGCUGCUGCUCCAGUUUUCCAUAUGCUGCCUCAUGCUGGGGAACAGUGAGGUGGUGACAUCUUUUGAAAACACAUGCCCUGGGUUUUUCUUCAGGGAAACCCCCCCAAACAAUGCCAUCAAACCUGCCAAUCCAGCCCAGAUUUGCCAACUUUACAAGAAUCAGUAUCGCUUUGCUACUUUGUACGACACGGACAACCGCAUUCCAAUAUACUCUGCAUAUGUGUACCAACCUGGUUAUGGUAAGCGACCUGAUAGUUGGAUGGUAGAACCCCAGCUCAUGGGUUCAAAUUACCGAAAGGAAAUGGCAACUGAAUGGAUGCUCUUAAAUGAUAUCGGUGUUGACCAGGGACUGCUUAAUGAGAGCCAGGCCGUCCUGCGAGAUUAUAAGAAUCUGACUAAUUUCAACAGGGGCCACUUGAACCCGAAUGGGCACCAACCCGACCCUGACUAUAAGGCUGCUACCUUCACCCUGACCAACAUUGUGCCCCAGUUUAUGAAUCUCAAUAGUGGGAAAUGGAACAACUACGAACAAGAAGUAAUGAUGAGUAGGACUGAAGGGUGUGCUACCACAUACGUCGUUGUGGGAGUGGUCCCUGGCAACAAUUACAUAGCUGGAGGCAGAGUCAAUAAGCCCAGCCACAUCUGGUCUGCCGCCUGCUGUGAGAUUGAUAACAAUCACAGGAAGUCCUGGGCAGUCAUUGCUCUGAAUGAUCAGAAUGCAGUCGAGCUGCUCACUCUGGGUGAGUUAGAGGAGAAGCUGGUUGAACUGUACAGAAAGGAGGAGAUCCUUCUGUUUGACAGUGACUGUCCUCGACAAUAAACUCCUGACCCCACUCACACACUUCUCCAUAUCCGCCUGGAGAAAGGGGUUGGGAGCCUUCACCAGUAGCUGUGCUGUCUUGCCAUUAUACACACUGCAUUUAGCCCAUCCUGUUUAUUAAAUGUGUUUACAGCUCUCUCU
Mauremys mutica (yellowpond turtle) is the source of this 1330-nucleotide messenger RNA. Its product is annotated as endonuclease domain-containing 1 protein-like. The record is from RefSeq and is a predicted model, not a curated record. The coding region runs from base 359 to 1189 and encodes 276 amino acids. NCBI's taxonomy places the organism in Eukaryota, Metazoa, Chordata, Testudines, Geoemydidae. Gene Ontology annotation, molecular function: metal ion binding; hydrolase activity; nucleic acid binding. The transcript has 3 exons.